Mercenaria mercenaria is the source of this 4139-nucleotide messenger RNA. RefSeq names its product carbohydrate sulfotransferase 11-like. Gene Ontology annotation, cellular component: membrane. The record is from RefSeq and is a predicted model, not a curated record. The transcript has 5 exons. Lineage: Eukaryota; Metazoa; Mollusca; Bivalvia; Venerida; Veneridae. Gene Ontology annotation, molecular function: sulfotransferase activity. Gene Ontology annotation, biological process: carbohydrate biosynthetic process. The coding region runs from base 662 to 2098 and encodes 478 amino acids.
AGUUAAUAAUAUGCCGCCAUCUUAGAAUUCAUCAAUCAUGUCAACAGUGCAUGUACAUGAAUUAAGUAUUAAAACACAAUGCAAUUAAACAAAGCUCAUUUGCAACUUGUCUAAGAAAUAAAUUGCAAGGCAACAAAAACAUUUCCUAACCUCAAAAGAAUCCAAAACUCCUCCAUGAACACAAAAUAGAUAAUGAUGGAACAGUUCCACCUGUCCACUUGAAAACAUGUCGGACAACUGAAGAAAAAGUGGGGUCAUGUGACUAAAAUUCAUAAAACAGCGGGAACUUAUUGCAAUGCUUGACUGGUUGCUACUAAGAAUUGGUCAAAGGGAAGCAACUUCUGAAUAACUUAAGAUCCAGAAUAAUCCACCUUGUUACAUUAACACAAUUGAUAUUGUUGAAAUGCCCCGCUUUAAAUACUUCUCGGAUUAGUAAUGACCCGAUAAGAUAUACUAUCCUAAUCAGUCGUCCCUGUAGCCCAGUGGUAGUGAUUGGCGCAAUUAGUGAUUGGCGCAGUCAGAUCUCAUAGAUCACGGAUGAGUCGCGGACGGAGCAAAAGUUCUUUUUUCCAAAUCGGAAAGAAAAAGUUUUUCUAUCGGUGAAAAAUAAAUCCUUGCAAGGAUGAUGCAACUAUGAUGUCAUUAUGAUGCCAUUGCGAUAAUGCUUUUGAUACAGGUCGUCACACAGUGGGAUUCGGUGAUGAAAAGUCCUGAAAUAUCAGCAAUGCCGUGGAAGACAUGCUCGUUCGUUUUCAUCGGAAUUACUGCAGUAAUUCUAACAUUAUUUUGUAUUCUACAACCAGGUAUAAAUGUCAGAAUAUUCCAAAUAUAUACAACGGAACAGAGAUUGAACCAAGUGACUCCAUUUCAGAAUCCUGGAGAAUUCAGUGAAAGAAAACUGCAGAAAAGCUCUAUACAGCCAGUAAUGGGAAAUGUUGGACAUGAAAAUAGUACAAAAAUUACAUUCGAGCAAAUAAACAAAAUUCAAGAAGAGGCUAAAAUGCAUAGCGUCGCUGAAGCUAUGAAAACACGAUUUCAAGUUUUACAAGAAAAAUGUGAAAAACACCUGAAAAAUCUUUCUUCUUUUGGGAUCAAAGGUUCCAUUUAUUCCAUUCAACAGAAAAUAAAUUAUUGUGAAACUCCAAAAGUCGGAUGUACAUUUUGGAAGUCUGUGAUGCGAUUUCUGGCAGGAGAUUAUCCAACAGGAAGACAGAUCCAAAAACCGUCCGAUAUUGACCGAGCUUUUGUUCAUUCUGGUCCGUGGAAAAAUAUAAAGCGAUAUGGGAACGAUGCUGUAAAACUAGGGGUUUUGUCGACAGGAUACAACAUUAUGUUUGUUCGUGAACCUUAUUCAAGACUAUGGUCGGGUUACCUUGACAAAUUUUAUUUACCCGAUUUCUGGCAAAGAUACGGACCAAUAUUCAGACAUACAAGCAAAAAAGAUUGCAUUCAGAACAUUUCAUUCGAAGAAUUUUUAACCUUUAUAGCAGAAAAUCAUCAUGCUACAUCGGACAUGCACUGGACUCCGUUUUACCAGUUGUGUAACCCGUGUCACGUGAAAUAUGACGUCAUUGGUAAAAUGGAGACGUUCAGCAAUGACAGUAAAUUUAUUCUUAACAAGCUAGGACAUGACAUGUUAGUAGAUGAUAAACAGAACAAUUCGAAAUCAAGAGCGAAAGAGGAAAUUCGUUCGCUUUCUAAAUACAAUUUCAGUUUCAAAAACAACAGUUGUUUCUUUCACGAAGUGAUUGCAAAAAGGUUGUGGUCGGUCUUUCAGAUGAAUGGCUAUAUUCAAAAGAAUAUACCCUUUCCGCUUGAAAUGUUUAGUGAUAAGAAUUUUUAUUUAGGCUCGGAUAAUACAACCUCAGUGUUUAUAAAGUACGCUUUUAAAGCAUUAGACAGUCAGACAGUUUCAGAUCAUGACCUGAAAGAGCAAAAACAUCAAUACAUGAUAGAUGGAUACAGUACAAUACCAAUGCCCCUACUGUACAGAAUUCAGAAACAAUUUCAGAUCGACUUUGAAUUGUUUGGCUACAACGCAGAGCCUGCUGAGAUAUUUUCGCGUCAGUUUGUGCAACAUUACAUGAUAACAAUAUAGCAGGCUUAGCAGCUGGUAUUGUUAAUGAAAUGUAACACAUUAGGGCCUUUUGGUUUCAGAAAAAAUAAAGGUUUUUCCCCAUAUAAGUCAAUGUAAAAACUGUUGGCCCCGGGUCAACGACAAUAUUGACAUGGUCAUGGUUUAAACAAACUUGAUACUUGACUACUAGACAAUACUAAAUACCAAAUAUCUAAGGACUUGGCAUUGUGGUUCUGGACAGGAAGAAUUUUAAAGAUGUUUUCCUAUAUAAGACAAUGUAAAACAAGAGACCCCCGGGCGUGGCAUAAAUUUACCCCAGGGUUUUAAACCACUAGAACAUACCACUUACUAAAUAUCUAAGCUUUAGGCUUAAUGGUUAAAGAAAGAAUUUUUAAAGGCCCUUAUCCUAUUCCAGGGGGAUAAUAUAAACACUACUUUAGUAGGCAAUGUUGUUUUUAACUAGCUUUCCAUGUAGAAGUCUAUAUAAACAAUGUGACCCCCGGGACAGGGCCAUAUUUGACCCUAGUGAUAUAAUUUAAAAACUUUUUGUAAAGGCAACUAUGCUACAUAUCAAAUAUAAAACCCAUAGGCCCUGUGAUUUUGUACAAGAAGAUUUUCAAUGUUUUUCCCUAUAUAAGUCAUACCACCCCGCCCCCGCAAGAAAAGCAGCACGUUAAGGUUUUUUUUUGUCGUAUCGGCGACACAAGCAAAAUCAAAAGUGCGGCUACGACACGGCAUUGUUUUCUGUCGUGUGUUGAACCCUUUUUUGCCAUGUCCUUUUGCUUGUGUAGGCGCUGCGCAAUAAUAACAGGACACAAUAAAGUAGCAGUCUGUUGUACUGACGUGCUGGCACGGGCGAUACGCGACAACAAGAAGUCAUGACGAAUUCUGUAGUUGUUUUUUCUUCUGGUUGACAUGCAAAGAAGGCCUAUAUGGCCAACUAAGUGUCACUAUGUAAAAUAACUUUGUUCGUGUGCCACAUUGAACGUUGCAAAGGAUACUAUCUUUGCUCAGUGGAGUAUAUUGCAACGUGUAUUGACCUUCAUUUACCUGCAUUAUUGAAAAAAAAACAUACUGUGUAGUUACAUUUCGUGUGUCAGCCGGGAGGCCAAAUAGCGAUAAAAUAAGCUUUUGUCGUGUCUUUGUGUCGUAGCGUUCAUGGUCCAGCGAGCACGAAAACAUGACACUAUAGGACACUAAAACAUCAGAAUACUUGUCAUGUCGACGCUCUUCUUUUAUUGUGUCCUCUUGCUGUUUUGUCCUUAUGUUGUCGUUCUGGCAGGGCACCAACAUGACAAAACGACAAAUAUAUUUAUCGUGCUGUCAUGUUGUCGUUUUUCAGACCAAUAGCUGUCGUACGUGUGUCAUAAUUUUAUGUCUUAAUGACUAUGUAACAAUGUUUAGUGAAAAUGAUAAGCUUAUGCAUAACCCUGCAUGAUGUAAAUAUUUGUAAGUUAUUAAUUUUGUAACGAGAAAUAUGCACGAAUUCUGCAGGAGAAUAAUAUUGCGCAAAUUAAGGAGCGCAAUAUUAUUCUGCUGAAGAACAGUUGCCUAUUUCUCGGUCCAGUUUUCAUAAUCAUUUUUUACAUAGAUAUCUACAAAUAUCGAUUCAUACCAUUAUUAUUUUUUGUUCAUUUACCUGAUUAAAAUUGGCAAAACUGGCGUAAACAAUUACGGGAUAUUUGUUUAUUUACUUGUUAGAUUAUAAUAUAUUUCACCAAGUGUAUAUAAUAGGCAAUUUUUUCAAGAGUGAUCUCGAAAAUGGAGUAACAUUUUUGCCUUCAGAGCAAAUCAAAGGAAAACCAAAAGUUACAAACAUGACGGUCGUAAUCAAGUCCAUAAAAUCGCACUUCGACACUGUCCAUAGCUAGACAAAUGGAGUUAAUUAUAGCAGAUUUCGUCCACUUGAUACAAAUAGGUACCAAACGCUUUGGAUAGCUCUUAAUAUCAUGGGGUGGGGGAAAUAAAAAUUACAUGUAUCGAAAAACUUGAGUAGGUGACCUGCCAAUUUUAUUUGUCAUUUAGAUUCGGUAUACAUUUUAAAACCGUUUAUCGAAACAAA